Molecule: messenger RNA, 1128 nt
Organism: Entamoeba invadens IP1
Lineage: Eukaryota; Evosea; Mastigamoebida; Endamoebidae
Exons: 2
Coding region: 1-1128 (375 amino acids)
Source: RefSeq, a predicted model, not a curated record
AUGACGAACCCCCUUUUUAUCGUGUUUUCAAUUAUCCAAGUUUUUGUCUUUCUUUGUAUUUCGCUUUUGUUGCUAUCAAGUGUUAAUUCGUUUGAAUACACCAAGAACUAUUCACAGUAUAUUCCCACUAAAAAUUCGGUUCAAUUAAAUGACCCUCCACUCAAUAAUAUAACUUUUAUCCAACCUACUUAUUACAAUGAUAAAAUCAAUGUUUUAAAAUUUAAUUACAAUGGUCCGUGUAAAGAAACGUUCAAAUACCGCGCACACAACAAAAGGGAUUUAUUUAUUUCAGCUGUUGGCUUUACUAAUGAUGGCUAUUGGCUUCAAAAUAAGCACGAUAUCCUUCUAAGUUAUGGGCUUGUUAACUCAUCAAUUCCCAAUGCCACUCUUAUCAUGUUAAUAAUGCCUGGGACAACUAACAAAGACUUUAUAAAUGAGACUCGAAACUUUGGCUUUGAAGUAGUUGAAGGAGAUCUGUCUAAUGUUAAAAAUGUAGAGAAGUGUCACCCUGCAACACAACGUUUUAUUGCUUUUAAAAAUUAUAUUGAGAAAUAUCGUGAACAAUAUGACCGUGUACUUAUUGCCGAUCACAGAGACGUCUUUGUCUUUGCAGACAUCUUCCAGACGUUCUCUGCAGAAGAUCUUGUCUUUAUGCCCGAAUGUGGAUUAAACAAUCAAACUUGUGUGUAUUUCGAUGAGAAGCAUGUUUACCAGUGGAUGAAUGAAUCAUAUGGCUCGCUUAUUACAGAACAAUUUAAAGCAAAUGGAUCAAUUAAUAUGAAUGUUGGUGUCACAUUUGGAGGGACUGAAAGAGUGUUAAGAUAUUUGAAUAUUUUGGUCGACAAUUUUAAUCCAAAGAAAUGGCACUUAUGGGGGCACGACCAAUCAGUCCUCAACUCGAUAUUUUAUUCGUUGUAUUAUAAAAGGGAAAACUACACAUUCGAAAGGUGUACACAAAGAUCGUGUUUUUUCGAUGAAAGCAUUCAAUAUGAUAAAAAGAAUAAAAUACUUAUCGAUCCACUCACAAAGUGUUCGCCUGUUCUUAGACAUAAAGUGAAUUUUAUACCAAAUAAAACACAUAUUGUAUAUAAUGAGGUUGUUUCUAUAUUUCUAGAUCAUAAUAAUUAG